ACGACAUAACCUCUAACAACCUGUCGUCUGCUAUCAAUUCCGGAUGACCACGGUGACGCAGGCCGUGUGUAUAUUCGCUCGGUUCCGUUAAAAGUCGCGCAUGAUUUAUUACGGUUCGGAGCCUUUUGGAAUGCGUCAGCAAUGCUGUGCUAAGCCAUCAAACUUUCUAAUAUUUGUGGCCUAAGUGUUUGAAAGAAUUCAAUAAAUCAAGAAGAUGAAUAAUCAGGCAUUCAGUUUAGCUGAAAGACUUAUUCCUUCAACCUACGUACAACAAGGUUUAAAUGCAAAGAAAGCACGUGAAAAUCUUAUACGACACUUUAUCGAACAUCAAAAAUGGCCAGAAGAGGGUUGGGAUGAUGCAACAAUAGAAGCUUUUCUCUCAGAUCUAUCACAAAUGGACAGCAAUAAUUUUCCUUCCAAUUGUAGUGUUGGAGAACGUGAAGCAAGAAUUGCAUCAAACAUUGUUGCAAGGCGACAUUUUCGAAUGGGUCAUGGUAUAGGUAGAUCGAGUGAUUUAGAUGAAGUACAACCAAAAGCUGCAGGAAGUAGCUUAAUGUAUAAAUUAACAAAUGCUUUAGUACUUGAAGUUAUUCGAUAUAUGGGUGUAAAAAGUAUAGCAGGUUGUUUUUUAUCACCAAUGGCUACUGGCAUGAGUUUGGUGUUAUGUAUGUUAACAUUCAAACAGGAUAGACCACGAGCAAAGUAUGUCCUGUGGCCUAGAAUUGAUCAGAAAUCAAGCUUUAAAUCAAUAAUCACAGCAGGAUUAGAACCAAUUGUUAUCGAAACCAAAAUAGUUGGAGAUGAAUUAAAGACAGAUAUGCCAAGACUUGAAACUCAAAUGGCAGCUUUAGGUGAAAGUGUUGCUUGCGUGCUUACGACAACUAGCUGUUUUGCACCCAGGGCGUGUGAUUCCAUUGAUUCAAUUGCAGCACUUUGUACUCAAUAUAACAUUCCUCAUUUAGUAAAUAAUGCAUACGGUUUACAAAGUACAAGAUGUAUGCAUUUGAUUCAAGAAGCAUCGCGUAAAGGCCGUGUCGAUGCUUUCGUUCAAAGCACAGAUAAGAAUUUUCUAGUGCCAGUUGGUGGAGCAAUUAUUGGUUCAUUUGACAAAAAUCUAUUAGAUCGCAUAUCAAAGAUGUAUCCAGGUCGUGCAAGCGCUAGCUCCAUCAUGGACGUAAUGAUAACGUUACUAAGUUUAGGAAUGGCAGGUUACAAGCAAUUAAUAACGCAACGUAAAGAAAUGUAUUCAUAUUUAAAGGAAGAACUUGGGAAAUUAGCAGCAAGACACGAUGAAAGAUUGCUAGACACUAAAGGCAAUCCUAUAUCAAUGGGAAUGACUCUUCAAUGUUUAAGUCAUCAGCAUGAUAAUAAGCAAGUUACAAUGUUAGGUUUUAUGUUAUUUCUCCGCAAUGUUAGUGGUACAAGAGUAAUAACAACAACAGAAACCAAGCAUAUUGUUUCAUAUAAGUUUGAAGGUUGGGGAGCUCAUAAUAGUAAUUAUCCAGUACCAUAUUUAACUGCUGCUGCAGCUUUAGGUAUGAAAAAAUCAGAUGUGGACAUGUUUAUACAACGAUUAGAUAAAGCUUUGACUAAAGUGAGAAGGCGUUCAGCUCCAGUUACACCAACAGCAUCUCUUGCUGGAUCCAGUAUUAAUGGAGAUGCAGGAGGUACUGGUGGUCCUGGAGAAUCAAGCACAGCUUCAACUAGCCGAGCAAGUAGUAAAGAUAGUUUGAGAAAAUGAACCGUAAUCAACGCAACUGGUCAGUCGAAUCAGUAUAUUAACUUGUAAGUAAAUUAUUACUUACAAUUAGUACAUGUUGCAUAUUUCUGAAGAACGUUUUACACUUUUUUUUAAAUUUAAAUAAUUAAUUUUUUUAUUGGAUAUAUUUAAAAUAUAUAAUUUAUAUUAAUUUACAAUUUCAUUUCUCCAAAUUAAGUUAGGCUACUUCUUAAAUAUUUAUUCAAGUAAUAAUAUUUUGUAAUAAAAUUAUAUUCUAAAGAAGUACGCAACAGUAAAAUAUGCUGAUUCACCUGUCCACUUGCGUUGUAAUAUUGUCAAUUGUCAUGAAAUAAAGGAAGAGAAUUCCAUACAAAUAUUAACAUCGGGAUAUCUAAGCCAAUAUUCAAGAAAAAAGAAAAUGUAAGUAUAUUCUACACAUUCAUUGAAAGAUAUUAACUAGUAAGCGCUGGCCACAAGAGUUAUAUUUGUUAAUAUAUAUAUAUACAGUUACUUUUUAAACAACAAUUAAUUUUCUGUUCGUAGAAGCGCGAUUCUGUUUAAAUGUAUUUCCAAGAAUCGGCAAAUUUGAUCUCAUUAAAAUUAGUAUAAUAUCCUUAUACUAUGUUUUAAAACAAUUACUACUUCAUAUUUUAAGUUUAAAGUUAUUAGUUAGCAUUCUUUUCUGUAAUUUUUUCGUGUUAGAACAUCAAAAUAAUAUAAAAAAUUUACUUUCACUUAGAAAUAAUAUAAGUCUAUCAAUGAUCAUAGAAAGAAGACAUGUUAUUACUAAGAGAGAUUUAUAAUAGAUACAGUAUUUGCUUAAUCACACUGUUAUAGAAAGUGUGUGCAAAAAUUAGAAGCACUAUAUAAAACAAAAGGAUACUCCAAAAUCUUUAUGAAUUGAAUACAGAUAGAAACAUGCUAUUUAUAAUUUUUAAUUUUUUUUGUUUAUUUUGCAAAUAUUCAUUUGUAGGUUACAUUAUACACAUAUAUUUCAUAUAUUCAUAAUGUUUAAACUUUGUUAUGAUCAAAACAAUUCUUUAUAUAAUAACAAUAUUAUCUUUUCAAUAUUUUUAAAAAAACAAUGAAUAUGCAAAAAAAGCAAUCAUUCUCUAAAUGCCCAUACAAAUUUUUGUAUGCAUUUAUAUUGCACACAAUAAUUUGUACAUGCAGUCAUGAAGAAAAGUACAUUGAAGAUUCACCUUUGGAUAAAUUAUUUCUCAAUAUGUUAAUAUGUACAUUCCUUCAAGUAUAGUAAAAUAAGUCAAUUAAUAUUUGGUACAAUAUUCAAUAAAAUCAGAGAAAUUAACAGAUAUUAAAGAACAAAGUUUAAAGCAUUUAAAUGAUUCUAGCAAUUAUUUUAAUAAUACCAAUGUUGCAAAUGUUAUUUGUAUUCAAGUAUAUUCAAUUUAUCGUUGGUUUUUACUUUAAAAGUUUAUAAAAUACAAUAUCUAUUUUAAUGGUUGCAAAAUCUUACUGUUUAGACUUCCUAUUGUGUACAUUUUAAUAAUACAAUAUAAUGUUUGUUGAUAAUAUAUUAAUAUUAACUCAGAAGAAAGCAAUAUAAUGUACAAAAAUAAUUAACAAGUUAUAUAGGUUGUUAAAACUACAGGAAAAAAUCAAACAUAGAAAAACUCAUAUUAUGUUAUCAUACUUGAUUAUAAAUAAAUAAAUAAUAUUUGUUAGUUCAUAAAUAAACUUUGAAUAAUUUUUGGAAAUCAGAAAAAUAAUUUCUGAAUUAAUGAAAUAUUACAGAAUUGUUAUUCAGGGUGAAUCAUAUAUGCUAUUGUAGAAUGUAUUAUCAUUAUAAAAUUACUGAUGAACAAAGAUAACAUAUAGUAAGAAUUAUAAAAAAGAAUGUUAUAGAAUAUUACAUUGUACUUUAGUAUUGUACUUUAUGCUAAUGAAAUUCCUAUGUACAUACAGAUGUUUUUAAUUUCUCUAUUACUGUUUACUUAAAUCUUAAUGUAUAUAUUACUUUGUUUAUUACUUAACUAUAUUAUAAUUUUAUAUUAAAAAGGCCAGCUCACAUAUACAUAUACAUUAUAAAACCUGCCUUUUACAAGAAACAACGAUUUUUAUGGUCCUACUUUAUCAAUGCUUUUUAAUUAUUUUUGUAUGUAUACUUUUCAAUUUUUGUCAAUAUCAUUGUAAAAAAAAAAAGAAAAGAACAAAUCACAUUUUUAAAUAGAUACAAUAGAUAGAUUAUUUAUUGGAGGUGUCCUACUAUUAAAACAAAGUAUUAUAAAUGAAACCAUAUAAAUCUUAUUCAAUUUAUGUAUUUUUCAGUUUAUUGCAAUUAACACGUACUAUUGGCUGUGAAAUAUUUUACUCGAUAUAUGUUAUAAAUUAAGAAAAAAAAGAUAAUUAUUCACAAUUUCACAAACUUCAGUUAUAUCUUUAAAAGAAAUAUUGUUUACUUUUAAUAUUUGGAAAAAAAAUCUAUACAUUGCUGAUAUUGUAUAUACACAAUUGUUUUAACAUUUAAAAAAUAUAUAAAGUAUUGAAGGUACUAAAUGUAAACAACUUAUGCAUUUUGAAUUAUAUUCAAAACACCACUAAUCCCAAUAUUACAUUCUCCUAAUCAUAAUAUGUAUGUAUUUAUGUUCUACUAUCUAAAUGAUCAUUUUACACAUACUGUACUUGCUUAAAAUUCAAAUGGAAAUAAAAAACCAUUCGACUUAAAAAAAAAAAUUACAUUAACAUAACUAUUUCAAUACGUAUUUCCAUUUGAAAAUUUAAACAGUGUGCAUACAUCAAUAUGGUAGUAUAUACUACUACUAAUCAAAGAUACUUAUAUGUAUGAGUAUAAAUACAAUUCUAAGCUCUUCCCCAGUACGAUUAUCAUCUGAUAGUCAAUGCUUUAUUUGUAACAUAUGCAACUAUUGGAUAAAUAAAAAUAAAAAUAUUAAACAAAA
Messenger RNA from Frieseomelitta varia, 4638 nucleotides. RefSeq names its product O-phosphoseryl-tRNA(Sec) selenium transferase (gene SecS). NCBI's taxonomy places the organism in Eukaryota, Metazoa, Arthropoda, Insecta, Hymenoptera, Apidae. Gene Ontology annotation, biological process: conversion of seryl-tRNAsec to selenocys-tRNAsec; selenocysteine incorporation. The record is from RefSeq and is a predicted model, not a curated record. Gene Ontology annotation, molecular function: tRNA binding; O-phosphoseryl-tRNA(Sec) selenium transferase activity. The transcript has 6 exons. The coding region runs from base 215 to 1741 and encodes 508 amino acids.